AUGGGGCUGUCAAUCUCAUACCCACCAGAUGACUACCUGCCUGAGGAUGACGAUGAUGGUAUGGACAGGAUCUUUGUGCGGUCUCUAAGCUUUGAUAAUCUCAGCACACUUGAGACCCUUGAAUCGCCACCAGCAUUGCUUGACGCACUGACUUCGAAGAGACUCAUCUUGAGCCCAUCAGAAGGUGAGGAGGACGAGUGGUUCAGGCAAAGGGGCAGCCUUUCCCAGCUCAAGCACACGGAGAGCAGCAAUCCCGCAAGUGAAGAAGACUCCUCCAGUUUUUUCAAAAAAGAAGACUCCUCCAAGUCUCACCCCCCUGGUGCUGACCAAGACAAGGCCACUGCAAAGGCCACACCAGCCACGCCACCAUCCACGAGCCAUGAUAAAACAACAACCAGCACGGCGACACCAGGCACGCCGGCCAUGAAGAGGUCCUCGUCGGGCAGCCGGCUGCAGCGCAAGCGGCCUCCACGGUUGGCAGUGAGCAAGAGCCGGCUGGGCAAGGGCAGCGGGGAGCAGGGCGCGGGCGCGUUCGGGGACUGCCUGGACUUCUGCAAGGAGAACCUGAUCCGGGGCGGCGAGGGGGGCGACGGCGAGGAGGAGUUUAAAGUAAAGUAA
Miscanthus lutarioriparius is the source of this 618-nucleotide messenger RNA. NCBI's taxonomy places the organism in Eukaryota, Viridiplantae, Streptophyta, Magnoliopsida, Poales, Poaceae. The record is from the annotation of a GenBank genome assembly.